Messenger RNA from Mercenaria mercenaria, 1386 nucleotides. RefSeq lists its product as uncharacterized. Gene Ontology annotation, molecular function: nucleic acid binding. Bases 1 to 1386 code for a protein of 461 amino acids. The record is from RefSeq and is a predicted model, not a curated record. Gene Ontology annotation, biological process: DNA integration. The transcript has a single exon. NCBI's taxonomy places the organism in Eukaryota, Metazoa, Mollusca, Bivalvia, Venerida, Veneridae.
AUGCCGACGCUGAUAGAAGGCUUAGAUUUACAUGUACAUUCAGUCAGAAAACAACUGUUUGUUACUGACAGGCGGUUAGAUAGUAUAAGGCAAGCUAUAGCGCAAGACAGAUCUAUGCAAAUCUUGAAACAAACCAUAGUCGAAGGAUGGCCAGCAGAGAGGUCAUUAUGUAAAGCAGAAAUACUCGAUUUCUGGAAUCACCGCGACGAAAUGUCAGUGGAAGAUUCCCUGAUAUUUAGAGGUCAAAAGCUGGUCAUACCCAGUGAACUCAGAUCUGACAUGCUGAGUCAGGUAUAUACAGGUCAUAUGGGCGUAACAAAGACGACUGAAAGAGCCAAAGAUAAUAUGUUUUGGCCAGGCAUGACGAAACAAAUAUCCGAAUAUGUGUUGCAAUGCGAAAUAUGCCUCAAACACAGGGAUUCAAACCCGAAAGAGCCCCUAAUGCCACAUGAAGUCCCAAGCAGGCCGUUUCAGAAAAUCGGAACGGAUAUUUUUCAAUUUGAUGGCAAAAGUUAUUUAGUCACGGCUGACUAUUAUAGCCGUUUCCUAGAGAUAGAUUGGUUACGCGAUAUGCGCGCUGCAACAGUUAUCACAAAACUGAAAGUGCAAAUGUCGCGCUACGGCAUAUGCGACGUUUGCAUCAGCGAUAAUGGGCCCCAGUUUGCAUCACAAGAAUUUGCAGAAUUUUCCCGAAAGUGGAAUUUCGAACAUAGAACCUCUUCCCCAUAUCACCCAAGGUCAAACGGAUUAGCUGAAAAGGGCGUCUCAAUAGCCAAAAAGCUGCUUUUGAAGGCAAAAGAAAGUAACCAGGAUCCAUACAUAUCCCUAAUGGAGUAUCGUAACACACCCCUUGAAUGUGGCUACACCCCUGCCCAAUUAUUAAUGGGUCGUAGAACAAAGUCAGUUGUCCCAGUUACGGAAAAACUCCUAGAACCCAAAACUGUCCCGCCUUCCCUAGUUGUUCAAAAAAUGCUUCAGGCAAAGGAAGUACAAAAAAGAAACUUUGAUAAAAACAGCAAACCCUUGUGCCCCCUAAAUGUUGAUGAUUAUGUACGGAUACAAAUGGGAAAAACUUGGGAGCCUGGAAAAAUUACAAAGAAACAUGAUGCAAGGUCAUAUUCUGUUGUAACAGAAGAUGGUGCUAUUUACCGCCGAAAUCGCCAGCACCUAUUAAAAACAAAUGAGAAUUUCCCCCACAUUGACCCCAUGCAGCUUAACAUUCUAGCCGAUCCUGGAAACAAUUACAACGGCCCGCAGGAAAAUUACUCUGCUAGCACAGGUAAUGACCUCACACUAUCUCAGACUUCUCAAGGUCCUUACAUUACACGGUCUGGUAGAGUGGUAAAGAAAAAUGAGCGCUAUUAUGACAGCCAGUGGGUAAAAUGA